CUUUCACUCCCUAUAAAUAUUCCAAACCCUAAUUUGUCAUCCUCGUUCUUUGCCGCCAUUCAAACUCCUCCUCUUCCCCCUUCUCUCUUUAUCCAGUUUUCUUUCAUUGUUUGAGUGUAGUGGAAGCUUAAAUCGUAACAAUGGCCGGAAAAGGAGAAGGUCCUGCAAUUGGAAUUGAUCUCGGUACCACGUACUCCUGUGUUGGAGUAUGGCAACAUGACCGUGUUGAAAUCAUUGCUAAUGAUCAGGGUAACAGAACUACCCCUUCAUACGUUGGAUUCACUGAUAGUGAACGAUUGAUUGGUGAUGCUGCUAAAAAUCAAGUUGCCAUGAACCCUAUCAACACCGUAUUUGACGCAAAGAGGUUGAUCGGUAGGAGAUUUAAUGAUGCUUCGGUCCAAGCUGAUAUUAAACUCUGGCCAUUUAAGGUUGUUGCUGGUCCUGGUGACAAGCCCAUGAUUGUUGUCAAUUACAAGGGUGAGGAGAAGCAGUUUGCUGCUGAGGAAAUCUCAUCCAUGGUUCUUACCAAGAUGAAGGAGAUAGCCGAGGCUUACCUUGGUUCUACCGUGAAAAAUGCUGUUGUUACUGUUCCUGCUUACUUCAAUGACUCUCAACGUCAAGCUACUAAGGAUGCUGGAGUCAUCUCUGGUUUGAAUGUGAUGCGUAUCAUUAAUGAGCCAACUGCUGCUGCUAUUGCUUAUGGUCUUGAUAAGAAGGCCACAAGUGUUGGUGAAAAGAAUGUUCUUAUCUUUGAUCUUGGUGGUGGUACUUUUGAUGUUUCUCUCCUUACCAUUGAGGAGGGUAUAUUUGAAGUUAAGGCUACCGCUGGAGACACCCAUCUUGGUGGUGAGGACUUUGAUAACAGAAUGGUUAACCACUUUGUCCAGGAAUUCAAGAGGAAGCACAAGAAGGAUAUUAGUGGCAACCCUAGGGCUCUUAGGAGGUUGCGGACAGCUUGUGAGAGGGCAAAGAGAACACUUUCAUCCACUGCUCAAACCACUAUUGAAAUUGAUUCUCUCUUUGAGGGCAUUGAUUUCUACUCUCCCAUUACCCGUGCUCGUUUUGAAGAGUUGAACAUGGAUUUGUUCAGGAAGUGUAUGGAGCCAGUUGAAAAAUGUUUGAGGGAUGCUAAGAUGGACAAGAGCUCUGUCCAUGAUGUCGUUCUUGUUGGUGGAUCCACUAGAAUUCCCAAGGUACAACAGUUGUUACAAGAUUUCUUCAAUGGUAAGGAGCUUUGCAAAAGUAUCAACCCUGAUGAGGCUGUUGCUUAUGGUGCUGCUGUCCAAGCCGCUAUCUUGAGUGGUGAAGGAAAUGAGAAGGUCCAAGACCUCUUGCUUCUUGAUGUCACUCCUCUCUCUCUUGGUCUUGAGACUGCUGGUGGUGUUAUGACUGUCCUUAUCCCAAGGAACACCACAAUCCCCACAAAGAAGGAGCAGGUGUUCUCAACUUACUCCGACAACCAGCCGGGUGUGUUGAUUCAAGUCUAUGAAGGAGAAAGAACCAGGACCAAGGACAAUAACCUGUUGGGUAAAUUUGAGCUUUCUGGCAUUCCCCCAGCUCCUAGGGGUGUUCCUCAGAUCAAUGUUUGCUUUGACAUUGAUGCCAACGGUAUCCUGAAUGUCUCUGCUGAAGAUAAGACCACUGGACAGAAGAACAAGAUCACCAUUACCAACGACAAGGGUAGGCUAUCGAAGGAUGAGAUUGAAAAGAUGGUGCAGGAGGCUGAGAAGUACAAGGCUGAGGAUGAGGAACACAAGAAGAAGGUUGAAGCCAAGAAUGCUUUGGAAAACUAUGCAUACAACAUGAGGAACACAAUCAAGGAUGAAAAGAUCGGAGCCAAGCUUGCUGAAGCUGACAAGAAGAAGAUCGAGGAGGUCAUUGACUCUACAAUCCAAUGGCUUGAUGGAAAUCAGCUCGCUGAGGCUGAUGAGUUUGAGGACAAAAUGAAGGAGCUUGAAAGCAUCUGUAACCCAAUCAUUGCCAAGAUGUACCAAGGUGCUGGUGGUGACAUGGGUGGUGCCAUGGAUGAUGAUGGUCCUGCAGCCGGUGGAAGCGGUGCUGGCCCCAAGAUCGAGGAAGUCGAUUAAGCUUCUCUUUUGAAUUUUACUUGUUUUAGUUUUAUAAUUUAGACAACCAAUUAUUUUGGCAAAUGGUUUGUAGUUUGUACUUACAGAGGGGUUAAUCUCCCUGUUAUUUUGGGAUUUUUGUGUUGUAGGACAACAUGAGACAUAUUGUGUCUUUUAAAAGGAAGUUACAAACAUUUGCCUU
Messenger RNA from Amaranthus tricolor (Joseph's coat), 2268 nucleotides. RefSeq names its product heat shock cognate 70 kDa protein 2. Gene Ontology annotation, cellular component: cytoplasm. The transcript has 2 exons. The record is from RefSeq and is a predicted model, not a curated record. Gene Ontology annotation, molecular function: ATP-dependent protein folding chaperone; heat shock protein binding; misfolded protein binding. Gene Ontology annotation, biological process: cellular response to unfolded protein; protein refolding. Lineage: Eukaryota; Viridiplantae; Streptophyta; Magnoliopsida; Caryophyllales; Amaranthaceae. Bases 141 to 2087 code for a protein of 648 amino acids.